Anthostomella pinea is the source of this 573-nucleotide messenger RNA. NCBI's taxonomy places the organism in Eukaryota, Fungi, Ascomycota, Sordariomycetes, Xylariales, Xylariaceae. The record is from the annotation of a GenBank genome assembly.
AUGGCAGCAGCCCGCCCCGUCCUCAACUUCAUAACCGGCAACGCCAACAAGCUAGCCGAGGUCAAGGCCAUCCUCGAGGUCGCCGGCAUCACGGUGCAGAACCAGGCGCUGGACCUGCCCGAGAUCCAGGGCACUUUGGAAGAAGUCACGCUGGAGAAGUGCCGCGUGGCCGCCGACCGCGUCGGCGGGCCCGUGCUCGUCGAGGACACCUGUCUUUGCUUCGAUGCGCUGGCGGGGCUGCCGGGGCCUUAUAUCAAGUGGUUCAUGCAAUCCAUCGGCCACACGGGCCUCAACAACAUGCUAGUCGCCUACGACGACAAGUCGGCCCAGGCCGUCGCCACCUUUGGCUUCUCGCAGGGGCCGGGCCACGAGCCGCUGCUGUUCCAGGGGCGGACGCACGGCAAGAUAGUCCCAGCAAGGGGCCCGACGAAUUUCGGCUGGGACCCCAUCUUCGAGUACGAAGGCCAGACAUACGCCGAGAUGGACAAGGUAGAGAAGAACAAGAUCUCGCACCGCUUCAAGGCCCUCGAGAAGCUACGGGCCUGGAUCGAGGGCGGAGGCAUGAAGGCAUGA